Molecule: messenger RNA, 258 nt
Organism: Plasmopara halstedii
Lineage: Eukaryota; Oomycota; Peronosporomycetes; Peronosporales; Peronosporaceae
Exons: 3
Coding region: 1-258 (85 amino acids)
Source: RefSeq, a predicted model, not a curated record
AUGGGGCUAAGAGCUCACUUGCCACCACAGACCUCUCUCCAAAUACCCUCCCCAGUACCGAGUACUACUAAUGAUACCUUAUCAUGGAUUCUUAACCUCUCGUUGCACUGCGAAGCUAAUGGUACUUUUCACUACCGCAUCAGAGUUAAGGCGAAUACUAUUUCUGUAAUCAACUGCAAAGGAUCGCGAUGGAUAUUUUCUGAGAGAUUGGGUGUAUUUGGUUUGUCCUCCGAGACCCAUCAGCUUGUUUUGAGAUGA